Messenger RNA from Octopus sinensis (East Asian common octopus), 3956 nucleotides. RefSeq names its product zinc finger protein 208-like. The record is from RefSeq and is a predicted model, not a curated record. The coding region runs from base 835 to 3762 and encodes 975 amino acids. Lineage: Eukaryota; Metazoa; Mollusca; Cephalopoda; Octopoda; Octopodidae. The transcript has 4 exons. Gene Ontology annotation, molecular function: DNA-binding transcription factor activity; RNA polymerase II cis-regulatory region sequence-specific DNA binding. Gene Ontology annotation, biological process: regulation of transcription by RNA polymerase II.
UAGAAAUGAAGAGAAAUUUUUUUAGAAAUCAUAAAACGUGAAUUUUCUCCCGUUUGAAUCUUUCUUUCAUCCGAUCCAUCUCAGAAAUUAUAAAACGUGAGCUUUCUUCCCGUUCCAGCUCUUCCUUUAUCAAAUACAUCUUCUCAGAAAUUAUCUGAUAUUGGAUGACUUUGUUAUUAAAGAAUUAUAUAUUACCGCGGAUUUAUCAUCUUCCAAAGAUUAACAGCACGGGAUAAAGAACAGAUAUUCCAAUCAUUAUCAUCGUUUAACGUCCGCUCUCCAAGCUGGCAUGGGUUAGCCCGUUUCAUAGGAGCUGGCCGUCCAGAAGACUACACCAAACUUGUGUGUGUGUUUUUGCAUGAUUCUUUACGGUUGGGUGUCCUUCCAACACCAACCACCCUGCAGAAAGAUUUGAGUGCAUUUUACGUGGUAGAAUUACUUGAAAAUCAUCAUCAUCAUCAUUUAACGUCCGUUUUCCAUGCUAGCAUGGGUUGGACUAUAAAAUAUUUUCUCUUCACCGAAAUUAAAAAAGUAAAAUGUCUUUUGCUUCGCUGACUGCGAUGUGUACAAGAGGGUUCCGAAUUCUAGUUAAAAUUGGAUUAUAGCAGAGUUUGGAGCGGCUGCAGAUCUUAAGAAAGAUUACAGAUGAUAGGAAUAUAGUGGAGAAAAUUUUUGUUUAGAAUAAAAUAUAAAAAUAUACAGAAACGAAAACAUUGGAGAAAAGAAAAAAAAAAAAAAGGUGACAAGGUGAAAUGAAAAUGACCAUGGAUUGAUUUUCCUGAUGAAAUGUGAAAAGAUAUUGGCAAAACAAUAUAUCACUGUAAUAUCUGUAAAAUGUCAUUCUGUGAAAAAGGUCAACUCAUUCGUGGAGAAGAGAAGCCAUAUCAAUGUGAUAUCUGUAGUAAAUCCUUUUCUCAAACUUGUCACUUAAUCCAACACAGACGCAUUCAUACAGGAGAAAAACCCUAUCGCUGUGAUGUCUGUGGUAAAUCUUUCUCUAUAAACCAUCACUUAACCAAACACAGGCGUAUUCAUACAGGAGAGAAGCCAUAUCAUUGCGAUGUCUGCGGUAGGUCGUUCUCUCGGAAUCAUCAUUUAAACGAACACAAAUUCGUUCACACAGGAGAGAAGCCAUAUCACUGUGAUAUCUGUGGUAAGUCCUUCUCCAGAACUAGGAACCUAACGACUCACAUACGUAUUCAUACAGGAGAGAAGCUAUUCGAUUGUGACAUCUGUGGUAAAUCGUUCACUUUGAAAAGUACUUUGACCAUUCACAUACGAAUUCAUACAGGAGAGAAGCCGUAUCAGUGUGACAUGUGUGGCAUAGCAUUCUCUGAAAGAAGUAGCUUAAGUGUUCACAAGCAAAUCCAUACAGGAGUUAAGCCAUAUCACUGUGAUAUCUGUGAUAAAUCCUUCUCUCGGCAUCAUUACUUAGCCGAACACAGUCGCACUCAUACAGGAGACAGGCCCUAUCACUGUGAUAUCUGUACUAAAUCCUUUUCUACGAGUAGCAACCUGAGCAAACACAGACGUAGUCAUACUGGAGAGAAACCCUACAAUUGUGAUAUCUGUGACAAAUCGUUUUCUACAAGCAGCAGCUUGAGUAAACACAUCCGCAUCCAUACGGGGGAGAAGCCCCAUAGCUGUGAUGUGUGUGGUAAGUGCUUCUCUCAGAAAGGUCACUUAACUGGACACAAACGCAUUCAUGCAGGAGAUAAACCAUAUCACUGUGAUAUCUGUGGCAAAUCCUUCUCUCACAGUCAGCAUUUGAUCAGACACAAACGCAUUCAUACAGACGCUAAACCAUACCACUGUGAUAUCUGUGGUAAAUCCUUCUCUCGGAAACAUACUUUGAUUGAACACAAACAAACCCAUACAGGGGAGAAGCCAUAUCGCUGUGAGGUCUGCAAUAAAGCCUUCUCUAGAAAUUUCCAUUUAACUGAACACAAAUACAUUCAUACAGGAGAGAAACCAUAUCACUGUGAUGUCUGCAGUAAAUCUUUUGUUCGAAAACGACAGCUGACUACACAUGAGUGCACCCUUGCAGCAGAACUCUUCGUGAAUAACCCUAAGUACUGCAAGGGCCUCAUGUACAUCAACUGGGUUCUCUUUAGCCUGAUGGUAAAAAAAAGUGGACAUUGGGGAGGUUUUGGGGGUAGUCCAACAACAGUUUUCAUUGCAAAAGGCCAGAGAGCUCUCACCCAGAUCUGUGGGACCUACACCAAUCCACAAUUCCAUCCUGGUAACUACUUGGCAGAGGUGGGCAUCAGAAGAGUCCCUUAUUCACUCUACGGCCCAGAACUUGUUCCCUGUGACUUUUGGUUGUUCCUCAAGAUGAAGGGGGCUAAACCAUAUUCCUGUAAUAUCUGUGGUAAAUCAUUCCCUCGUAGCAGUGCGUUAACUCGUCACAAGCGUAUUCAUACAGGAGAGAAGCCGUAUCACUGUGAUAUCUGUGGUAAAUCAUUUUCUCAGAGUAAUGCUUUAACUAGUCACAAGUAUAUUCAUACAGGAGAGACACCAUUUCACUGUGAUAUCUGUGGUAAAUCAUUCUCUCAAAGUGGCAACUUAACUGCUCACAAACGCUUCCAUACCAGAGAGAAGCCAUACCACUGUGAUAUCUGUGGUAAAUUGUUUUCUGCAGGUACUACCUUGAUUGUACACAAACGUAUUCAUACUGGAGAGAAGCCCUAUCACUGUGAUGUCUGUGGUACAUCAUUCUCUGUCAGUAGUACCCUAACUACUCAUAUGCGUACCCAUACAGGAGAGAAGUCUGACCAAAUUGAUUUAAAUCGUCAAAAACAUGUACAUACAGGAGAAAAGCCAUAUCAGUGUGACAUCUGUAGUAAAUCAUUCUCUGGCCAAAAUACUUUAAAUUCUCACAAAUGUACUCAUACAGGAGAUAAACCAUAUUCUUGUAAUAUCUGUGGUAAAUCAUUCCCUCGCAACUCUGCUUUGACCGAUCAUAAACGUAUUCAUACAGGAGAGAAACCGUAUCAAUGCAACAUCUGUAACAAAUCUUUCUCUAUCAGUAGUAACCUAACUACACAUAAACGUCUUCAUACAGGAGAAAAGCCAUAUCACUGUGAUAUCUGUGGUCUAUCAUUUACUCAGAGUAGCGCUUUAACUAGUCACAAGCAUACUCAUACAGGAGAGACACCAUAUUAUUGUGAUAUCUGUGGUAAAUCAUUCUCUCGCAGUGGCAGCUUAACUUCUCACAAACGUUUCCAUACAGGAGAGAAACCGUAUCGAUGUGAUAUCUGUGGUAAAUUAUUCUCUGCAAACACUUCUUUGAUUGUACACAAACGUAUUCAUACAGGAGAGAAGCCAUAUCACUGUAAUGUCUGUAACAAAUCUUUCUCUAUCAGUAGUAACCUAACUACUCAUAUACGUACUCAUACAGGAGAGAAACCAUAUCGCUGUGAUAUCUGUGGUAUAUCAUUUUUUCAGAGUAGUGCUUUAACUAGUCACAAGCAUAUUCAUACAGGAGAGACACCGUAUUAUUGUGAUAUCUGUGGUAAAUCUUUCUCUCAAAGUAGCAACUUAGUUGCUCAUAAACGCUUCCAUACUGGAGAGAGGCCAUAUCAUUGUGAUAUCUGUGGUAAAAUGUUUUCUGCAGGUACUUCCUUGAUUGUACACAAACGUAUUCAUACAGGAGAGAAGCCAUAUCACUGUGGCAUCUGUAACAAAUCUUUCUCUGCCAGUAGUAACCUAAUUACCCAUAAACGUAUUCAUACAGGAGAGACACCAAAUUAUUGUGACUAGUAGAAAAACUACCCAAAGGGUGGUUUUCUGCUAGAGUAUGUAUUGUGCAUAUUGGUCAGUAUGCAUGCUCGAUAGAGCGUUAGUACCCUGAGAGAAAUGUUGGACCUAAGGAGCAUCAGUUGUGGUGUGCAAGAGAGACGAUUGCACUGGUAUGGUCAUGUGGCGAGAAUGGAUGAAGAUAGGUGUGUGAAAAA